AUGAAUCAAAGGAACAGCAACGAGAAAGAAUAUCCUCUAGAAGCUGGUGGAAAGGAAAUCUCAAAGGUUGUGGAUUUAGUGGAAAGUGGAUUUGAAGAUCCUGAUCAAGAUCCAGAAGCCCCAAGAUUGACAGUAGCCCAGAAGAAUGAAUUAAAGGAAAAGCAAAAGAAAGAUGCUAAGGCUUUAUUCUUCAUUCAGCAAAGCAUGGAUGAUGCAAUAUUCCCACGAGUGAUGGGAGCAACCACGUCAAAGGAGGCAUGGGAUCUUCUACAAGAGCAUUAUCAAGGGUCCAGCAAGGUUAUUAAGGUAAAAUUGCACACCUUUCAUCGUGAUUUUGAGAAUCUGUCAAUGAAGUCUUCAGAUUCAGCUCAAGAUUACUCAGUAAGAAUCUCUGCUCUUGUGAAUCAAAUUCGAGCUCUAGGUGAAGAGUUGACAGAACAAAAGAUUGUUGAGAAGGUUUUAAGGAGUUUACCGCCAAAAUUCGAUCAUGUUGUAGCUGCGAUCGAAGAAUCUAAGGAUUUAUCUGACUACUCUUUAGUGGAGUUAAUGGGUUCUCUUGAAUCACAUGAAGCACGUUUGAAUAGAUCAACUGCAACAUCUGUGGAUCAAGCUUUUCAAAUUAAAGCUGAUGUUAACAAGUCUGAAAACUCAGGAAGAGGUGGAUCCACAAAAAAUUACCAAGUGAAGGAUCAGGCUAACUUUCAUGAAGAGAAAAAUAAUGCUUCAGAUAAUUUGUUUGUUGCUUAUUUAGCUGCUAAUGUCGCUAUGUCUUCUGAGGUUUGGUAUCUAGACAGUGGUUGCAACAAUCAUAUAACAGGGAACAAGAAUUAUUUUAUGGAUCUUGAUGAGUCAAAGAAAUCAAGAGUUACGUUGGGAAACAACAGUCAAGUCCAGGUGUGUGGUAUAGGCACAGUUGCCGUGGAUUGUAAAUCUGGUAGGAAAUACAUUCAUAAUGUAAUGUACAUUGCUAGCUUGGCUAAUAAUCUCUUGAGUUUGGGUCAACUAUUGAAGAAGGAUUAUUAUGCCAUCUUUGAUAACGAAGAAUGUAUGAUUUAUGACAAAAGGAGUAGGGAAUUGGUGCAUUCGGUGAAAAUGUUUGAGAACAAGAUAGAGAAAGCACAGGCUCUUGAUUUUCUCAAGCAAUUUAAAGCUGAAGUAGAGAAAGAAUAUGGAAGCUCAAUCAUUACACUGCGAACAGAUCAUAGAGAGGAAUUUAUGUCCAAAGAAUUUGAAUUGUUUUGCAGCGACAAUGGAAUUCAGAGGCAACUAACAGCAAGCUAUACACCACAAUAG
Ricinus communis (castor bean) is the source of this 1293-nucleotide messenger RNA. RefSeq lists its product as uncharacterized. Gene Ontology annotation, molecular function: nucleic acid binding. NCBI's taxonomy places the organism in Eukaryota, Viridiplantae, Streptophyta, Magnoliopsida, Malpighiales, Euphorbiaceae. The transcript is spliced from 4 exons. The record is from RefSeq and is a predicted model, not a curated record. Bases 1 to 1293 code for a protein of 430 amino acids.